GUGAAUGUAAGAUUUAUAUUUUUAUUCAAAAAUUAAUAUUUUUAAUAGAAACUAAAUUAAUAACUUGAAUAAAAUAUAUGGAUUGCCAGUAUUAACAAUGCCGCAUGACUCGUUGUUAUUGUGGAAGGCGUUACAAGGAAUAAUUUGCGUUUACAAACCUGCAGAAAUUUCAGUAAAAAGCUUGAGGAAAAAGCUCAUAACAAAAUUGUGUAAGGAUCUCAGUGAAUUAGACGUGAAAUUACGACAUCCAAAUCCAAAAUUAACGGCUUUACCGGUUUCGAGUGAUCCGCACACAAACAGUAUUGUCGAAACGGAAUCUUCGGAAAAUGCACUCGAAGACAUCUCGAGUAGUGCCAUUUCCUCAGGAAUAUCACAUAUAGACUUAAGAUAUCACCCGUUAGUGGUCGGUCCUAGAUAUUUAGACGAAGAUUUGACUGUAAGCUGGUCCAAUUUCUUAGGAUGGAAUACAAGUGGUGUGUUAUUAUUCGGAUUAAGAAGUGGAACCCAAUACGCCAAGUUCAUACGAGAAAACAGAUCGACGAGGGCUUAUAGAGUCACUGGAUCAUUUGGAAAAGCGACUGAUAAUGGCUUCAAAACUGGAAAGGUCGUAGAAAAAUCGACGUGGAAAUACAUUAAUCAAAACCACAUACAACAAAUAUUAUCAGCUAUGCAAGCUUCCCAUCAAAAGAAAGUGUUCGAAAUCAGCGGCGUAGACAUUCAUUCGCAAACUGCUUACGAAUUGGCCGCAAAAGGCCCGAUCCGUCCGGUCAAUUCGGAAGUUCCAAUAAUCUACAACCUCAAAUGCCUGGACUACGAAGGACCCGGAUUUACCAUCGAAGUACAAUGCAUCAACGAGAACGAGAAUUAUCUAACGACUUUAAUUCACGAUAUAGGCAUCAGACUUCAUUCCACCGCUCAUACAACGGCUAUUAAAUGCAUUCGACAUAGCUGUUUUACUUUGGAACACGCUUUACUACCGAAACAUUGGAAUUUGCAGAAUAUUACGAAGAAUAUGGAUAUGUGCAGCAAAUUACUAAGGGAUAACGAGAGUGUUAUCAAUCAAACUAGUGCUGUUUUAAAUUAAAUUAUUGUGCAUUAUAAGUAGGAAUAGGAAUAAAAGAUUUUAUAAAAC
Phyllotreta striolata is the source of this 1132-nucleotide messenger RNA. NCBI's taxonomy places the organism in Eukaryota, Metazoa, Arthropoda, Insecta, Coleoptera, Chrysomelidae. The record is from the annotation of a GenBank genome assembly.